UGGUAACGGACCCGACGAUGAAAGCAAGGAAAAUUGGGUACGAAACGAAGAAGUUAGCGUAAAAAAGAUGCCACAAAAACUCGGCAAACGACCAAAAUACUACACGCCGAAUGAAGUUAGCAUACAUAAUACGUUAAAGGACCUUUGGGUUUCCUUCCUGGGUAAAGUUUACGAUCUCACGCCACUUUGUGAGCGAAAUGCAGGUGACGUGCUACUCAAACCUAUCAUAGAAGCUGCAGGAAAAGAUAUCUCUCACUGGUUUGACAAGAAGACCAAAGAUAUCCGUACACAUGUAGACCCUGUGACCAACUGUAAGAACUUCUACACACCUAGAGGGCGGUUUAUACAUGUUCCCCCACCUUGUCCACGAACCGACUGGGCCAACGACUUUGGACGGCCUUGGUGGAAGGAUGACUCCUACAGCAUUGGGGUUCUUUCAGCAAAAACCAGGAAAAUCAGAAUUAUAAACACACUCACUUCUCAGGAGCAAACUAUUGAGGUUUGCUCUGAAGAAAUUCUCACAGAAAUCCAAGAUCGCUAUAUAAAGUACAAUGCCCAUGCCGCUAGCUAUACCUGGAAAUAUGAGGGAAGAAAUCUGGACAUGCAGAAAACACUAGAAGAAAAUGGUGUGAGUGACGAAGGUGAAGAGUUUUACAAGCUAGGGAUGAAUGAUGAUCAGUUCCUUCCUGCAAUUCAUUUGUACUUUGAUGAUGACCUGACAGAAGCAUAGAUGCAACAAUUCACAUAAUUUUAUGUACGUUGGCUCAUGCUUUGGCACAAGUCUACAUAAGUGAAACAAUUUUAGAGUUCCCAUUACGGUUUUUGUAAAGCAUGAUAUCCCGCUAAGGGAAGUAAUAGUCUGGGGGCAUGUGGUUUGGUAGGAAGAUAAUCUCCAGGCUGCCUAGUCAUGGUGUACAGACCUUCUAAGUUAACUGUAUUUGUAGAAAUAUUGUAAAUAAGUUUAAUUAAAAAAAUACAAUCUUGUUCAAA
Nematostella vectensis (starlet sea anemone) is the source of this 990-nucleotide messenger RNA. Its product is annotated as cytochrome b5 domain-containing protein 1. NCBI's taxonomy places the organism in Eukaryota, Metazoa, Cnidaria, Anthozoa, Actiniaria, Edwardsiidae. The transcript has 4 exons. Bases 68 to 730 code for a protein of 220 amino acids. The record is from RefSeq and is a predicted model, not a curated record.